UGGUUGACAGUGAAAAAAAAAAAAUACAAGUAGGCGUCUAUUUAUAAAUAAAUAAAUAAAUAAAUAAUUAAUUCAUUAAUUUACAAAGCCGGUAUAAAUAUCACAUGACUUGUAUUGUAAAAAAAAUAUAAAAUACAAUAAAAAAAAAAAAAUAUUGAAAAUUGAUUUUUUUUAAAAAAUAUUAAUAAUUUAUUGGUAUUGUGAUUGUUUUGAAAAUUCAAAUUUUUUUCAAAUAAUAAAUUUUGGGUAGACCAAAUGAUAAUAAUAUAUUUUUUAUCAACAAAAAAAAUAAAAUAGAGUUUUUGCUUGUUGAGUGAUAAAUAUACAUGAUGACCUUUGUGUGUGCAAAAUUUAAUUGCGUCAAUGUACCUAUAAACAUAACAACAAGUGCACUUCCGCAUAUUUACAAAUGAUAAUUAAUAAUCAGAUAUAUAAUCAGCAACAGAAAAAAAAGAGUAAAGUAUUAUCGUUAUCGUGGCUUCUCGUAUACAGACAGACAAAAAUAAAAUAAAAACGACAACCAGUAAAUCAGUAUCAAUCAAUUCACCUGACAACGAGUCUAAAAUGGAUGAUGACGAUGACGAUGGUACAAUGAGUCUUGACUCCAAUGAUUUGUCUGAUCAUGAUGAACGUUUUUAUGAUUUGAGUGAUAUUUAUGGACGAACACCACCACGAGAACGACUCAAUCGAAAACAACGUGCAAAAACACAAGAUAAAAAAAAACAACAACGAAUAUGGAGUGAUACAAAAUCAUUGUCAACAAGUAAAGUUAAUAAUAAACCAGUUCUUGAUCGUCGUAUUACAAUGGAUGCAAUUAUUGUUAGUAAUUUGUAUGAUCAAGCUGAAGAAGAUAGACAACAAGAAAUUAAAGAUGCAGCUGCUAGAGAAGGAAGUCGACAAUGCAAACGUAUAUUAAAAUUAAAUCGUGGUAGUGAAAGAGAUUUGAAGCUAGAUGUUGAAGCUGCCAGUCAAUAUGCAUCACAAACUGAUAAAUCUUUAAUGUCGACAAUUAAUAAAAAGAUUCAAGGAAAAAAUAGAUUUCUUUGUUUACGAUCAAAACGAGUGGAAAUUGAUCAGACAAAACAAAUUGAAAAUUUAUCAUCAACAAGAAUUGAUAGUUUUUCAAAAAUUGAUCAUGAAUCAAACGAGGAUCAAGCAAAAAUUAUUUUACCAAGUGAUCGUGAAUUAUUUCAUUUGACAUUUUCACAAUUAAUUAAUUUGGGAUGUAAAGACAAAGAUAAAAAAAUUCAAUGUCAAAGAGAUGAAGAAAAAAUACGUUGGCAAAAUGAAGUUAAAGAUUUAAUUUGGCUCGAGCUUCAAGCUUAUCAUGCAGAUAAAAGUCCUCUUGCACAAGAUGAAUACUUGUGUAGACAACGUGAAGCAAUUGGUGAAUUAUUGAAUGAAAUAAUGGAGUAUAAAUGGGAUCCAGCUUCAUUAAAUGUUCCAUCAUCACCAUCAUACACAUCAAGUAUUUCAAUAUCAAAUGACAGUGGUUAUGGUGGUAGUAGCGGUGGAACAACACCAAUGAUUAAUGAACAAUCAUGUCCUGGAUGUUUAUCAAUGUACUGCAAUCCAUGUGGUAGAUCACAAAUGACAGCAUUACGACAAGUUGAAAGUCUUCUUGUUCGUCUUGAAGCUGCUGAAGCACUCUAUCCAAAUUCUCAGGCAUUUGGCUUAGAUUAUCAACUGUAUAAAAGUCAAAAAUUUUGUGAUAGAGUUAAAACUAUGUGUCUUUGGUACAACAUUACAAGAUAUCAUCGAUUAAAAUUAUGUAUUCUUGGUAGAUUACUUACUACACUUGUUGAUGGUGGAAAAAGCUAUGCUGAAAUUGACUCAUCAGGUUCAAACACCAGUAAUAUCGCUACAUCAGAUGUUACUGAUAAUAAUAUUGAAAUGAUUAAACAUUUAUCUCAGCAUGAAAUCACCAGCAACGUCAUUACUCCAUCCGACAGUACCAAUAGUAAUUCAAGUAAUAAUUCAAGUAAUUAUUUAUAUCCAAGAUCAUGCUCCUUGUCAACAGCAUCUUCAAUAGUUUCACUUGACAAUGAAAAUAAAAUAAAAUAUUAUUUUCGUGAAUCAUCAUUUAAAGAAUUUGAUAAACAGGGAUAUCGUAAAUAUAUUGAGGAAGUAUUAAAAACACGUGGAUUAACAAAAAGUUUAAAUUUUUUAGAUCGUUUACAUAAUACAGUAUUGAGAAAAGCAAGUUUAACAUUUAAAAAAUUAGAAGAAACAAAUGAAGCUAGCGAAGAGUAUGAGGAUGAUUGGGAAUUAAAACGAUAUGGUGUAUGGAGUCCUGAGGCAAAAUCAUUAAAUUUACCACCAUAUACAUCAGCAUUUAUAUUUUUAUCACGUGUACCACUUGAUGUUGUUCAUGAAUUUUUAAGAUUACGUCUUGAACAAAAACCAGAAAGACCAGAACCAUUGUCAGUAAGAGAAUUAAUGAGAGAAAUGAAAGAGGGUCUUGGCAUUGCCUGCAUGCAUCGUGAUAGAUUUGCUGAACAUUCGAAAACAGUAUUAGCACUUGAUGAAUCAUCAUUCAUUGAAUCAUCCCUAUCACAUGAUUCAAUACCAUCAGAUUUUGAGGAUGUUGGAGAAUUUGAUAAUAGUUUACAGUCUGUAUUUGAAGUUUAUCUUGAUUAUUUAGGUCAAUGGAUUAGCAUUGUAUUGUAUAAUAAUAUUUGUGAAAAAUCCAUUGAUGCUGAAUGGCAAUUUGUUAAAAAAAUAGCUGGUAAAAUUAAAAAUGGUUAUAAUAUUUGUGGUAUUAAAUAUUGUGGUAUAAUUGGUACACUUAUUGAUGAAGUUAAUAAAUAUUUAAUAAAUCGUCCAAAUGAAAUUAAUGAAAUUGCUGCUGAAAUUGAAGAUAAUGUACAUCAAAAUGUACAUUACAUGUAUUUAUCAUUGGGACGUGAAUGGCAAAGUAUGUUUGUUGAAACUGGAAAUAGAUUACAACGUAUACAUUGUUUAUCAAAAUCAUUAGUCAGUGCUAUUAAUGAAUGGCCAUAUGAAUCUCAACAAUUAAAUAAUUCAAUAAAAAAGCUAAAAACAAUUUUACUAACACCACGAAUUAAAAUAACAAAUUUAAUACAAAAUUUUACAGCAAAAGUUGAUGAAAGUGAUGAUAAUAAUAUGAAUAUUAAAGAUCAAGAAAUUUUAUUAGUUAAAAAAACAAGAAUACGACAAAUAUUUCAUCAAGCAUUUCGUAUGGGUUUUGAUUAUUACAAAGGUAUAUGUGAUUUAUUUUUACCCGAUGAAAGAUCAAAUAUUGUUUAUGAUUUAAUACAUUUUGCUAAAUUAUGGAUGAAUUUUGUACAAAAAAGAUGUGACAGAGGACGUGGCAUACGUCCAGGAUGGGCAUGUCAUGGACUUAAAUUUUUAACAAUUGUAUGUGAUCCAUUAAAUACAAAAUAUUUAAAUGAUUAUGAAUUUGAAGAUUUAAAAAAAACAAUGGAUUCUUGUAUAACACACGUCAUAGGUGACAAUAAAAAUAAAUCAUCACCAUCAUUAAAUAAUGAACGUCGUAUAUCAAGAUCAUCUGGUCCAUCACCAGCACAAUCACGUAGUACAACACCAUCAAUUAAAUCACGUAAUAGUAAUAUUGCUCUUGAUAAUUAUGAUAAAUUAUCUGAAUGUAAUUUAAUGAAAAGUGAAAAAAUUAUGCUGUCGUUAAAGGCCAUUGAUGAUGAAAUUGAUUCCGAUAAAAGAAAAUAUGGACUUAUUGGACGUAUUGUUGAUAGACAAAGUAUAAAUAAUAUACGUUUUAAAAUAAAAAAGAUACAAUUUACUUGGCAACGUGGUAUACGUAUUGGUGAGGGUGCAUUUGGUAAAGUUUAUACUGUUGUUAAUAAUCAAACUGGUGAAUUAUUGGCAAUGAAAGAAAUGCCAUUACAGCCCGGUAAUAGAAGUUCAAUAAGUAGUGUUGUUAAAGAACUUGAAAUAUUUGAAGGUAUACAUCAUAAAAAUUUAGUUGGUUAUUAUGGUAUGGAAAUACAUCGUGAAGAAUUGUUGAUAUUUAUGGAGUUGUGUACAGAGGGAACACUUGAAAAUCUUAUAAAAGGUAAUGGUAAUUUUGGUUUAUCAGAUGUAUUUAUAAGAAAAUAUACACAUCAAUUGGUAUUGGCUGUUAGUGUUCUUCAUGGACAUGGUAUUGUACAUAGAGAUGUUAAAAGUGCAAAUAUAUUUUUGACGGAUCAAGGUAGAUGUUUAAAGCUUGGUGAUUUUGGUUCAGCAGUUAAAAUAAAUACUCACACAACAAUGCCAGGUGAAGUCAAAGAUUUUGUUGGCACUCAGGCGUACAUGGCACCAGAGGUGUUUAUGAAAAAUGACAGUGGUGGUCAUGGUAGAGCUGCUGAUAUUUGGUCUGUAGCAUGUUGUGUUAUUGAAAUGGCAAGUGGUAAAAGACCAUGGCAUGAAUUUGAAUCAACUUAUCAAAUAAUGUUUAAAGUUGGCAUGGGUGCAACUCCACAAAUUCCAGAUAAUUUAUCUCAAGAUGGAGUUGAUUUUUUGAAAAAAUGCCUUCAACAUGAUCCAAAAUAUCGUCCAACAGCAAAUGCAUUAUUAUCACAUGUAUUCAUACGUAAUGGUAAUGACAUUAGUAUUGAACAGUAAUUUUUAUUUUUUAUUUUUGUUCUUGCCAAAAGUCAAUUUUAAAAGAAAAAUAUUUUAAUAUAAAAAUUGUAUAUUAUCUUUUUUUUUUUUUAUAUAGGUAUAUAAUUUAAUUUAGUCUAUUUUUAUUAUAAUGACAUUAUAAAUAUUUUAACGAAAA
Aphidius gifuensis is the source of this 4762-nucleotide messenger RNA. RefSeq names its product mitogen-activated protein kinase kinase kinase 4-like (gene Mekk1). Gene Ontology annotation, biological process: protein phosphorylation; MAPK cascade. NCBI's taxonomy places the organism in Eukaryota, Metazoa, Arthropoda, Insecta, Hymenoptera, Braconidae. The record is from RefSeq and is a predicted model, not a curated record. The transcript has 5 exons. Bases 565 to 4605 code for a protein of 1346 amino acids. Gene Ontology annotation, molecular function: ATP binding; protein kinase activity.